AAAAGGCUUUGUAACCACAUGUGCCUUUCGUGGAAAUUGAGAGGUUCUCGCUGGAAAGAUAGCAAAGCACGACGCGGGCAAGGAACUCAGAGAUAGAGACGUAAAUGGUGUGUUUGUGAGCGAGAGGAACUCCCUAAAAACUCACUCGCAGUUGUUUUCAUGGUGUCCUCAUCAUCAUCUCAUCUAUUGUAUUUAUAAAAGGUGCAGUGCCUCCUCCUAAUUAAAGGAAUGCAGUUCUCUUAUAGCUGAGCCAUGGCGUCGUCUCCCCUCAACGCCUGCUACCUUCUUCUUCUUGUUCUCAUCUCGUUUGAUUAUCACAUCAUCGCACUCUCUGUUCCUCUUCGUCAAAAGCCUGACCCUGCCGACGCGGCUGCUACUGCUCGCUGGCUUGCCUCUGAAAACUCAUGGGGUGUCUUGAGUACCAUCUCAUCUGACAAAGGAGGUGCACCAUUUGGAAAUGUAGAUUCGUUUAGUGAUGGAUGGCCUGGUGAUGGUCGUGGUAUUCCUUAUUUCUAUUUGACAACUCUUGAUCCCACUGCAAGAAAUGCACUGAAGGAUGCAAGGGCUUCACUUACUCUUAGCGAGUUUCCACUUGGAUCUUGUGGGAAGAUAGAUCCUGAGAACCCUGUAUGCUCAAAGCUUACACUCACUGGAAAGCUGACGCUGGUUGAUGGGAACUCGAAAGAAGCAAACUUUGCGAAGCAGGCACUAUUCUCAAAGCAUGCUGAGAUGAAAGAGUGGCCCAAAAACCACAACUUUCAGGUAUUCAAGCUGGAAAUUGAAGAUAUAUUCCUGAUCGACUGGUUCGGAGGCCCUAAACCCCUCUCUUUGGAUGAAUACUUGCACCCUAGAAUUGCAGUCGCGUGGAAAGAGUUUAAUGAGGAGGAUCCACUAUGCGGUAGGGUCCUGAUUGUUAACCACCUUUUUCUGGGCGCACAAAACACACCCAUUCACAUGGAUGAGAACCUUUUUUUGUGUCCAAAGCACAAGAUGCAGCCAGUAGUUUGUUCGAGCUUGAAAAGCCGAAAUAGUCCAGCAUCUUAGAUUAGGCUGUAGCCGCGUUUUGAUCUUUUGUGUUUUUGGCUAUUGGCCACUCUUUAUGAGCAUAGGAUCUUUUUCUGUUCUAAUCGAAAUGAUAGGUGAGUUGAUCUGGGCUAAUUCAACUCAAAAGUGUCGUUUACAUUUGCAUUUACGUAUUCCAUUUAUAUGUCAUAACAAUCACAAACAAUCACCUAAAACAUAAAAUAAACUAAUAGUCCAAAAACCAUAACUUCACUUUUGAGUUGAACUUACUUCGUGAUUCAGAGUUUAAUUCAUAAAAAAUUUCUUUUACACUAAUGCAAGGUUUUGUUGUAACAUGGCAAAAAAAUUAAAAACUAUUAGGUAAUUAUUAAUUCAAAAUGUAGAACUCUUAUUUCAUAGCUAUUGAAGAGGGCCUUAACAUAUUCAACUAAAAUCGUAUGACCACACUACUUGUAUGCUAAACAGAAAAUAAACAUUUUUUUUGUUCAAAAAAUAAAAUAAUUGGGGCAUCAAGGGAUGCACUUCUACAAUUGCGUCCCCUCAUGCACUUAACAUCCAUCUUGUAGAUGAUGUUGUAAACAAAAUGGCCCUACCCUGGCAGU
Amborella trichopoda is the source of this 1625-nucleotide messenger RNA. Its product is annotated as Pyridoxamine 5'-phosphate oxidase family protein. Lineage: Eukaryota; Viridiplantae; Streptophyta; Magnoliopsida; Amborellales; Amborellaceae. The record is from RefSeq and is a predicted model, not a curated record.